AUGACCUCGUCCACUGGCCACGGACGGCGGGACAUCCAUCGGUCUUUCUGGGGCCAGGCAUUUCGCCUGACCACUUUCCUGGUCAUUGUGUCGGUCAUCUUGGCACUGAUCUUUGGCGUGCUGCUUCCCUGGCGCGACUCGCUGCGGGGCCUCCCCUCGGGGCACACCCUGCUGCCGAUCUUCACCUCGCUCGGGGUGCACCUGUGUCUGUGGCCCGCCGCGGUGACCGGCCUCAUGAGUGCCCUCACGUUUGUCAUCUGCUCGACGCGCGAUCCGGGGGCCGUCCCGGUCAACUGGAUCCCCCCCGGCGGGGGCGCGGACAAGCUCGUCAAGUCGCCAGAGCCCGACCCCGCCGACAGUGCCGCCGGCGCCCAGUUCCUCACCUAUACCGGGUACCAUGAGCCGGCGGCCGGCAAGACGCGCCCUCUGCAGGCCGGCGCGCCGGCCACCUCGGCCAGCUUCGCCCAGGCCUCGGCCGCGGCAGCCCCCCCGCAUGAUGACUGCCACGAGGCGGCCCCCAACGGCAGUAACUUCUGCGAUCGGUGUAGCAUCUUCCGGCCGCCACGGACCCGGCAUUGCUCGCACUGCCAGCGAUGCAUCCUCCGAUUUGACCACCAUUGCCCGUGGAUCGGCAACUGCGUCGGCGCGCACAACCACGCCGACUUCGUGCGCUUCCUCAUCUGGACAUGCGUUGCCUCGGCGGUGUACAUUGUGGCCUCCUGCCUGCGCCUGGCGGCGUACUAUUUCAUCGCCAGUGUCACGGAAUUCGACGGCCGGGCCACACUGGCCGAUCGGACGAUGCUGACCGGCCGGGCCACUGUCGGUGGCUUCCGCGCGGCUCGGCACCUGGCGUCUGCCACCGCCCUCAACAGCAUCCCAAUUCUCACCCAUUACCCGGUGUCGCAGUCCGCCAGCGGGCAGAUGUCCGGCUGGCAGAUGACCAGCAUCGCAUACACCUUCGUCCUGGCGGUCACGGCGCUCAUGUGCGUGUCCCUCCUGCUGGCAUCGCAGCUGAUGGGCCUCUGGGGCAACUACUCCGGCAUCGAGGAGCUGGACCAGAUGGCCACCGACCGCAUGCUCCGGUCCGGGGAGAUCUCCUUCCAGGAGGCGCAGUUCCCCUAUGACCUGACCCAAAUUGGCCGGUCGCCCUUGGCCAAUGUCAAAACGGUCAUGGGCCCUCGGUGGUGGCUCUGGCUGUUGCCGAUCAACCAAAAUGCCCCGGACGCGGGCAUAUCUUUCGAGACGAUCUUCGACCAUGUCGUCCCGGAGGUCCCGUAUGCUCAGAAGCACCAGUGGCCGCCGGAGGCCGUGAUCAACCGCCGGCUGCAGCGGCGCCGGCGCCGGCGGGCCCAUCGUGACCGCCACAACCUGCGCGAGGACGAUCGCGAGUCUCUGCUGGACGAGUCCCCGGCCGGGUCGAGUGCUGGCCAGCUCGGCAAGCAGCGUGACUCCCCAAGCCGCGGCUUGGGGUAUCGGUUCUUCGGCCGCGCGCCGAGCUCCUCGGCGGCCCUGCACACCCAUGACCCGCUGCUGGCCACGGGCAGCGACCCCGGCCAUGAUCUUGCAUCUGAUGCUUCGCCUGUGGUGCGCAGCUCCAGUCGCCCGCACAGUGCGGACUACUCCCAGCCGCGGUUCCCCUCGCCGUAA
This is a messenger RNA of Fonticula alba, 1647 nucleotides long. RefSeq lists its product as hypothetical. Gene Ontology annotation, biological process: peptidyl-L-cysteine S-palmitoylation; protein targeting to membrane. The coding region runs from base 1 to 1647 and encodes 548 amino acids. Gene Ontology annotation, cellular component: endoplasmic reticulum; Golgi apparatus. NCBI's taxonomy places the organism in Eukaryota, Rotosphaerida, Fonticulaceae. The record is from RefSeq and is a predicted model, not a curated record. The transcript is spliced from 4 exons. Gene Ontology annotation, molecular function: protein-cysteine S-palmitoyltransferase activity.